Linum tenue is the source of this 1273-nucleotide messenger RNA. NCBI's taxonomy places the organism in Eukaryota, Viridiplantae, Streptophyta, Magnoliopsida, Malpighiales, Linaceae. The record is from the annotation of a GenBank genome assembly.
GUGGACAUAGCCCAGAUACGAGGAGGACGCUCUAGGUUUAUAUUUAAAACCACUCUGAUAAAACCCUAGCAUCUCCUUUCUCUUCUCCUCCAGGCCGCCCUACUAGCCAUUGGAGCUACAGAAAUUCUCUGCAGUCGAGAUCAGAGGUAGUAGAGAUGGCAGAAGAAGCUAAAGUAGCUGCUAUUGUUCCCGAGUCUGUUUUGAAGAAGAGGAAGAGAAAUGACGAGUGGGCUUUGGCCAAGACCCAGGCAACAGCGGCACAGAAGAAGAAGAGUGCCGAGAACAGGAAGAUCAUCUUCAAAAGGGCUGAGCAAUAUGCCAAGGAGUAUAAGGACCAGGAGAGGGAGUUGAUCAGGUUGAAGAGAGAGGCCAAACUUAAGGGUGGCUUUUAUGUCAGCCCAGAGGCCAAGCUGUUAUUCAUUGUCCGCAUUCGUGGUAUUAAUGCCAUGGACCCAAAGACUAGGAAGAUUUUGCAGCUGUUCCGUCUGAGACAGAUCUUCAAUGGCGUGUUCCUCAAGGUCAACAAGGCUACUGUGAACAUGCUCAGGAGAGUUGAGCCCUAUGUGACUUAUGGAUACCCUAAUCUUAAAUCUGUCAAGGAGUUGAUUUUCUAUUGUAAUGUCUAUCAGAUACCCUAAUCUUAAAUCUGUGAAGGAGUUGAUUUACAAGAGGGGGUUUGGCAAGCUAGACAAACAGAGAAUUCCCUUGACCGACAAUGCCAUUGUUGAACAGGGUCUUGGAAAGUUUGGCAUCAUCUGUGUGGAAGAUCUCAUUCACGAGAUCAUGACUGUUGGCCCUCAUUUCAAGGAGGCCAACAACUUCCUGUGGCCAUUCAAGCUUAGCGCUCCAUUGGGCGGGUUGAAGAAGAAGAGGAACCACUAUGUGGAAGGUGGUGAUGCUGGAAACCGUGAGGAUUAUAUCAAUGAGCUCAUCAGGAGGAUGAACUAGACGUUUCUCCUUUUUAUUCUAUUUUUAUUUUCAAGCUUUAGAGGUUGCACAACUUUUGACUAAGCCAUAGCUCCUGGGAUGUUAUGUUAUCAAUCUUUUCUGGAUCAUUGGAUAUUAUGUUACCAAGCGUUUUCUGGUCUCUAUGUUCCGAAUUUAUAUUUGUAGUUGCAAGAGUAAUGUUUGCUCUAGUUUUGUGAGAAUCGAAUCACCAUUCUUGGUAUCAAUAUCAUAUCAGUUCAGUUAAAGCUUUACUUGUCCGCCUUGACCACUGCUUGAAAUGUGGAAGGCUGAUUUGGUAAUAGGACUUGCCGUGGGUUGGGAAUUA